Molecule: messenger RNA, 2305 nt
Organism: Melospiza georgiana
Lineage: Eukaryota; Metazoa; Chordata; Aves; Passeriformes; Passerellidae
Exons: 3
Coding region: 886-1809 (307 amino acids)
Source: RefSeq, a predicted model, not a curated record
CUCUGCAGGGCCAGGCUCCGACAGCAGCACCAUCUCUGAUUCAGAUACACUGAAUUUAUCCCGGUUCCCUGCUAAGCAGGUGGCAAAUUGCUUCUGUGCAGAAGUGCCCCUGUCCUGUCUGUGUGCCACACGCUCGUGUUUGUUCCACAGUUCUUCAAAAAUCUGUCUUGCAAGAAGUGUUCCAGAGGGAGUAGCUCAUGAAAACAUGGAUGUGAAUGAAAAUGAAGUGGUUUGUUCCAAGGAAUUUCUCCGUUGCACAGGGUACCUGCGCUGCUGGAGUUUGUAAAGCUAUGAAGAAAACCCCUGGAUACUGAAAUUCUUCAGCCUCUUCCUGCGCUUGUACAUCGACAGUGCUUUAACCCAGCACUGGGAGCUCAGCUGCAGAAACACAAGGAAGGGAUUUGGUCAGAGAAGUGUGGUAUUUGAACCAGAGGGAUGCAAUGUUUUAAGGCCAAGGUUGUGGAUGUUGAUAUCAGCAUACAAUUCUAUCAUGGAAUUGAUUUAACAAGCUCCGAUUCUACCAGAUACCAAUGCCAGUGCUGGCAUUCUGGGAUGAGCUGCAUUUUUGCUUCUGCAUUUCAAGACUAAACGAGUUCAUUUUGAGUUCCACUGAAAUACUUCAUGUCUUAAAAUACUGUAUUCACUGCAGGAAGCCCUGCAGGUGGUGGCUGAGGUGACAAAGGGCACGUUAGGAAGGGGCUUGAGUCCAUCUCAUGGCUCUUCACUGGGGAUGUGCUCUUGCCCGGUGUGUCCGUGUGUCUCAAAUACCGGUUCUGUUUUCCCAUUAACUUCCUUGAUCCUGGGGGUUUUACGUACAAAGCCAAAUGUACAGGACAGGCCUGUGUGUAAAUAAGGGAUUGCGCUUAUCUAUAUGUCACUAUAAAUAUGUAUGAAGUUCUGUACAUAGGAAAGAGAAAACGGCUCAAAGAAUGUUUUCAGAACUGUGUCCUCCGUUUAAAUGCACAGACAGGACAUUGCCAUCCGUGUGCUCCCUCACUCUCCGGGAAGGGAUCCUGCUGGUUCUGCUUGCUGUCUGCAUCCCACCGGCUCUGUGAGGAGUUUGUGGUGGCCCUGAGCAGGGCUGGGCUCCGUGUGAGGAGAUUUUGUCAACCCGGAGCAGGGCUGGGCUCUGUGUCAGGAGUUUUUGGUAGCCCGGAGCCAGGCUGGGCUCUGUGUCAGGAGGUGUUUGGUAGCCCGGAGCCAGGCUGGGCUCUGUGUCAGGAGGUUUUUGGUACCCCGGGGCCAGGCUGGGCUCUGUGUCAGGAGGUGUUUGGUAGCCCGGAGCCAGGCUGGGCUCUGUGUCAGGAGGUGUUUGGUAGCCCAGAGCAGGGCUGGGCUCUGUGUCAGGAGGUGUUUGGUAGCCCGGGCCGGGCUGGGCUCUGUGUCAGGAGGUUUUUGGUAGCCCAGGGCCAAGCUGGGCUCUGUGUCAGGAGGUGUUUGGUAGCCCAGAGCAGGGCUGGGCUCUGUGUGAGGAGGUUUUUGGUACCCCGGGGCCGGGCUGGGCUCUGUGUCAGGAGGUUUUUGGUACCCCGGGGCCGGGCUGAGCCGUGCCGGGUCUCGGCCGCUCCUCCUCACUCUGGCCCCGGUGCAUCCCUUGCCAACACCGUCUCCAAGCCCCGGCCCGGGGCGCUCCCGCGGUCCCUCGGUGCCCGGUGCGGGGGCAGCAGCCGGAGCAGGGGGUGCCGGGGCCGCCCCCGCCCCAAACCCGCUGCUGUCUGUGUGUGUGCCAGGCGUGGACUGCUUGUUCCAGCUGCGGAGGAUGCGGCUGUUAUUUCCAGUAUUCUGCUCUAUAUCUGUAGCCUUCAGUGAUUCCUUGAGUGCCUUACGUGGCUUGUGGACAGAAUUCCUGACCAGGAGGAGGAAAUGCCCCUGGACCGCCGCCGGCUCCUUCGCACCCUGUGCCCCUGGCCGGCAGCGUGCACGGGAAGAGAUUUAGCUUCGACUCAGGAAAUCGCCGUGUGAAUAUGUGUAUUAAACCCUGUAUGAUGUGCUGUACAGUUUAUUAAAAGGGACUGCUGUAAACUUAUGCAAAACGUAACACAGAGAAGAUGGAGGUUUUUGGUGCACCGGCUGGAGUGCCGUGACCCGUGUCCUCUAAUCCUACUCCAGAAUCAUAUCCCAAAUACAGAACGCUGGGUUCAGUGCUGCGACAGCAACCGACAGCCCGAAAGCAGGGGCUGGAGAGACCGACUAGAGAAUUUUACAGAUAUUUUUGUAUUGUGAUUCCUAUGAUAUAUAUCGAGAGACUUUCUAUUCCUUUGUAAAAUACAUAAAUUAUUGUCAAUUUUAAUUAAAAAGAUCUGUU